AUGCGUUCGUACCUGCCCAGUUUGUCCCGCACGCGGCUGGCUCAUAUCGAGGUUGGCGUAAAGCUGGCGGCCAGCGUGGGCGACCUGGGCGAAUUGGACAUACGCGAACUGGACGACUCUGAGGACUGGCGCAACAGCUGGAAGCAGCAUUUCACGCUGCUGAAAGUGGGCAAGAAUCUGGUGGUUAAACCGUCGUGGGUGGACUACGAGCCGAUUGAGGGUGACGUGGUAAUUGACCUGGACCCGGGCCUGGCGUUUGGCACGGGUUACCAUCCGACGACCCACACGUGCCUGGAGGCGUUGGAGCAACUGGUAACCCCCGGGUGUACUGUUCUGGACGUUGGCACCGGCUCGGGGAUUCUCACGAUAGCCGCCGCCAAAUUGGGCGCUGGUCACAUUACGGCGGUUGAUAUUGAUGGUCACGCGGUGCGAGCGGCGCGCAAGAACUUCAAACGGACCAGGAUUCUGGACCGGGUGAACGCAGAGACCGGCAGCAUCCCCGGGGCGGCUACGCGCGGGCGAACAUACGACGUGGCCGUGGCCAACAUCAGCGCCCGGGGGGUCAGGAUCGUGUCCCCCGGGAUACCGGAGCUGCUGGCGCCCGGGGGUGUGUUCGUGGCCUCGGGUAUAAUCGUGGACCAGCACGAGGAUGCGGUUGCCGCCAUAUUAGCGGCGGGGUUGUCGGUGCGCGAAACCGUGCAACGCGAGGAUUGGGUUACUAUCUUCUGUCAUCUGCCCUGA
This is a messenger RNA of Geodia barretti, 741 nucleotides long. The record is from the annotation of a GenBank genome assembly. Lineage: Eukaryota; Metazoa; Porifera; Demospongiae; Tetractinellida; Geodiidae.